This is a messenger RNA of Geodia barretti, 1293 nucleotides long. The record is from the annotation of a GenBank genome assembly. Lineage: Eukaryota; Metazoa; Porifera; Demospongiae; Tetractinellida; Geodiidae.
AUGAGUAACGGGAACGUUAUUGCAGUUAUUCUUGGAGGCGGCCGCGGCGCACGCUUAUUCCCGCUGACACGCGACCGGGCGAAACCGAGUGUCCCGAUCGCAGGUAAAUUUCGACUGGUGGACAUACCGAUCAGCAAUUGCUUCCAUUCAGGCUUGGAACGUAUCUAUGUCCUGACGCAGUUUAACUCUGUCUCCUUGAAUCGACAUAUCGCGCAGACAUACCGCUUCGAUACAUACCGCCGCGGGUUCGUCCAAAUCCUUGCAGCGCAACAAACGCUGAUGGGCGAAGAGUGGUAUCAAGGAACGGCGGACGCAAUCAAACACAAUGAACCUUACAUUCUCAACCCACGUUUCGCAGACGAUUAUGUUCUGGUUCUCGCCGGUGACCAUCUCUAUCGGAUGGAUUAUCGCAAAAUGCUCAAAGUUCAUACCGAAUCUAAUGCCGCCAUCACCGUGUCUGUGAUUCCAGUGAAAAAAGAGGACACGAGCGGACUGGGCAUUCUUCAGGCGAAUUCGGAUGGACGUAUCACUGACUUUGUUGAAAAGCCGCAAACUGAGGAGGAACUGCAUCGUCUACGCGUUGAACCCGAGGUCUUUACCUCGCGUGGCAUCGAACCACACGGUAGGGAAUACAUUGCCUCAAUGGGAAUUUACAUCUUCGACCGCGAAGUCUUGCAAGAAGUGCUUCAAGAUGACUCAAACGUCGACUUCGGCAAGGAUAUUAUCCCGAAGAGUAUUCAGAAGGUCCGAGUUUCUGCUUACUUUUUCGAUGGCUAUUGGGAGGAUAUUGGUACGAUACGUUCCUUCUAUUCGGCAAAUAUAGCACUCACCGACACAGCACCUGAGUUCAAUUUCUACGAUGAGCAGGCACCAAUUUACACCAACCGGCGGCAUCUGCCGAGCACUAAAGUCAAUAGCAGUAGCGUCCGAUCUUCGAUCCUCGCUGAGGGUUCUAUCAUCGAUGAUUCGGAAAUCGAUAGAACGAUCGUCGGUAUCCGAAGUAUCAUUUCCAACGGCAGUCGAAUUUACCAAUCGGUAAUCAUGGGAGCAGACUACUACGAGUCAGAUGAAUCACGGGCUGAGAACGCACAGUCAGGUAUACCCAACAUCGGCAUAGGUCGAAAUUGUCUGAUUCAGAAUGCAAUCAUUGACAAAAAUGCGCGUAUCGGUGAUAAUUCAGUACUUGUCAACCGGGAUGGGGUUGAUAACCACGAUGGCGAAGACUACUACAUUCGGGAUGGUAUUGUGAUUGUUCCAAAGGACGCAACGAUACCUUCUGAAACCGUCGUCUAA